This is a messenger RNA of Dovyalis caffra, 507 nucleotides long. Lineage: Eukaryota; Viridiplantae; Streptophyta; Magnoliopsida; Malpighiales; Salicaceae. The record is from the annotation of a GenBank genome assembly.
AUGAGCGGACCUUCUAAGAAAGUAGUGGAUGUGGCAUUUAAAGCAUCGAGAACCAUUGAUUGGGAUGGGAUGGCUAAGCUUUUAGUCUCCGAUGAGGCCCGCAAAGAGUUCGCCACUCUUCGUCGCGCUUUCAACGAAGUUAACUCCCAACUCGAGACUAAGUUCAGCCUGGAACCUGAACCCAUAGACUGGGAAUAUUAUAGAAAAGGAAUUGGCUCUCGUUUGGUGGACAUGUACAAACAGGAAUACGAAAGUAUACAGAUCCCCAAGUAUGAAGACAAAGUGACUCCAGAAUACAGGCCUAAAUUUGAUCAAUUGUUGGUGGAAUUGAAAGAAGCAGAGCAACAAUCCCUGAAGGAGUCUGAGCGAUUGGAUAAAGAAAUUGCUGAGGUUCAAGAAUUGAAGAAAAAAAUCAGCACCAUGACUGCAGAUGAGUACUUCGAGAAGCAUCCUGAGCUGAAGAAAAAGUUUGAUGACGAAAUCCGUAAUGACUAUUGGGGUUAUUGA